GUGAUAAAUUAAGAGAUGAAAAAGUCCAAUGUCUUCAUUCAACAGAGAACAAAUAAUAUAAAGAAACAAAGGUUCAAUGGAACAACUUUCUUAAGUUUCUUAACACAACAAAAAAGCAAGCUAAUACUUGACAGUAAGCACAUGCAAUAUACCAAUCUUGGAUCUCCUUCCAUUGUAGUGGAGUUUCAGUUCCCCAAUUUCCCUAUGCUUAUUGCCUUCCUUGUCUUUGUAACAAUUGCUGUGAAGCUAUGGAAAAAAUCCAAGAUUCAGAGUAAAUUGCCUCCAGGUCCUAGAAAACUUCCAAUUAUUGGAAACUUGCACCAGUUAUCUAGUUCAUUGCCACACCAUAAUUUGAGAAACUUGUCAAGAAAAUAUGGUCCCAUUAUGCACCUACAACUUGGUGAAGUUUCUGCAGUUGUUGUAUCAUCACCACAAGUAGCAAAAGAGGUAACAAAAACCCAUGACUUAAUAUUUGCUAAUAGGCCGCAAAUUCUUGCUUCUGAAAUUUUAGGUAACAAUAGUCCCAACCUUUCAUUUUCUCCUUAUGGACCUAUCUGGAGACAACUUAGAAAAGUUUGUGUCUUGGAGCUGUUAAAUGCAAAGCGUGUUCAAUCUUUUGAGUCAAUUAGAGAAGAGGAAGUAGAGAAUCUUAUUGAAGCAAUAAUAUCAUUGACACCAUCACAAGUUCCUUUUGAUAUUAGCAAACUGAUAUUUUCGAUGACGAAUAAUAUAACUGCAAGGGCAGCCUUUGGUAAGAAAUGCAAGCACAAAGAUGAGUUUAUUGCAGCUAUGAAAACAAUAACAGAGUUGGCUGGAGGUUUUGAUAUACCAGAUAUAUUUCCUUCUUUCAAGAUUCUUCACUCGUUAAGUGGGGUGAAGCCUGCACUUGAGAAAAUACACCAGAUGGUUGAUAAGAUUCUUGAGAAUAUUAUAGAAGAACAUAUAGAAAAUAGGAAAGGGAUGAGCGGUAACAUGUUGCACAAGGAAGAUCUGGUUGAUGUCCUACUUAGAGUUCAAGAAAGUGGUGAUCUUGAAAUUCCCAUCUCAAGAAACACUCUUAAAGCUGUCAUUUUGGAAGUGUUCAUAGGGGGAACAGACACAUCAUCCACAGUUUUAGAGUGGGCAAUUUCAGAAAUGAUGAAGAAACCACAAGUGAUGGAAAAGGCACAAGCUGAGGUGAGAAAGGUACUUGAAGGGAAGAGUAAAAUCACAGAAUCAGAACUUCAACAGCUAGAUUAUAUGAAAAUGGUUAUCAAAGAGACGCUACGAAUGCAUCCACCGUUACCUUUGUUAUUACCAAGAGAAGCUGGAGAGAAAUGUGAGAUUGGUGGCUAUGACAUACCGCCAAAAACUAAAGUGAUCAUCAAUGCAUGGGCAAUAGGUAGACAUCCAGAACACUGGAAAAAUGCUGAAUGCUUUGAACCAGAAAGAUUCCAGGAUACUGCUUUUGAUUUCAAAGGGACAAAUCUUGAGUAUAUACCAUUUGGAGCUGGCAGAAGGAUAUGUCCAGGGACACUAUUUGGAGUUGCAAAUGUUGAACUUCCACUUGCCAAGCUGCUGUUUCAUUUUGACUGGAAACUGCCUGAUGGAAUUGAAGCUGAUGAACUGGACAUGACUGAGACUUUUGGAGCAACAGCUGGGAGGAAAAAUGAUUUGUACUUGGUUGCAAAACCUUAUAUUUCUAAGUCCUCAGAUUGAUCCAUAAGUAUGUACAUGAAAUAAAGUUGCUUCCCUUUGUUAUUUGCUACUGUUAUAUGACUGUAAUACAGUGAAUAGCAAUCUUAUUAACUCCA
Messenger RNA from Lycium ferocissimum, 1793 nucleotides. Its product is annotated as desmethyl-deoxy-podophyllotoxin synthase-like. Bases 16 to 1698 code for a protein of 560 amino acids. The record is from RefSeq and is a predicted model, not a curated record. Lineage: Eukaryota; Viridiplantae; Streptophyta; Magnoliopsida; Solanales; Solanaceae. The transcript has 2 exons. Gene Ontology annotation, molecular function: oxidoreductase activity, acting on paired donors, with incorporation or reduction of molecular oxygen; iron ion binding; heme binding.